UUAUACCCCACAAGCUGCUGCUCUCAUUCCCUUUUCCCUCCCUAUUCUCUCUCCUACUGUUAACGUUUUCUGUUUUUCUUUAAGAUGGCGAUGACGACAACGACGGAGUCCGAUCUCGAUUACGAGCUUCGCUAUCUCAGUCUCGCCGUAACCGAUACCUUCACUGCUUUCCAAAACCUCUUACCGGAUGCGAUGACUUCCUUUUCAGCUUGUGGACUAAUAGACCCUCUUUGUUCUCAAAACCUCACUCCCAAGCAUUCCACCAUCACUGCAACCAUUGAUUCUCAGUCAUCGAUUUGCGCCACUAGUAAUGUUGGGAGCCCAGUCUCAGCUAAUAAACCAGAGGGCAGAGAGAAUCAUACGAAAGGAGCCACAAGUGGUUCCUCUGAGCCAUCUGAUGAGGAUGAUGAAGCAGGUGCUUGUGAACAGAGCACAAAUCCAGCUGAUAUGAAGCGCCUUAGAAGGAAGGUUUCUAAUCGCGACUCUGCCAGAAGGUCAAGAAGAAGAAAACAAGCGCAAUUGUCUGACCUUGAGUUGCAGGUUGAAAAACUGAAAGUGGAAAAUGCAACCCUAUACAAGCAGUUCACGGAUGCUAGCCAACAUUUUCGUGAGGCAGAUACGAAUAACCGAGUGCUGAAAUCAGAUGUAGAAGCUUUGAGAGCCAAGGUGAAGUUAGCAGAGGAUAUGGUGACUAGGAGCUCUUUUACUACGUUAAACAAUCAGCUUCUUCAGACACAACAUCAUCAAAUGAGCACACCCCAGCAACUGAACACGACUAAUCUGCGGCGCAUGGCGCAUGUUUCGCCAACAAUCACCGUUCAUGGAAAUGAUGUCUCGUACAAUAAUGGUGGACAGAAUUCAGCACUUGGAAACUUGGAUAUGAGUUUCAAUGACAUCAAUGAAGUCAUGAACGAUGCUAUGAGUUGUGGAACUAUUUGGCCACUCGACUAGACAGACUCUCUCUGUAGCUUCCAAUUAGAUCGAUCCAUCUUUUAUAUUUUACGUCUUGUCUAAUUUGAUUAGUAGGCUAUAUAUGUUAAUGUCAAGCUAUGCUAUUUGUCUUCGCUUGAUUCCUCUUUAAUGAUGCCUGUUUAAAAUGGCGUCUUCUUUCGUUGUAUGUAGUUUUGUAUAAAAGGACUUGAUUGCUUUAUCCAUUUCUGAUUGUAAUUGCAAAA
This is a messenger RNA of Glycine soja, 1175 nucleotides long. RefSeq names its product basic leucine zipper 9-like. Gene Ontology annotation, molecular function: DNA-binding transcription factor activity. Gene Ontology annotation, biological process: regulation of DNA-templated transcription. The record is from RefSeq and is a predicted model, not a curated record. The transcript is spliced from 6 exons. Lineage: Eukaryota; Viridiplantae; Streptophyta; Magnoliopsida; Fabales; Fabaceae. The coding region runs from base 85 to 951 and encodes 288 amino acids.